AACUGCCGGUGCUGCACAUCUUCGGGCAGCAGCCCCUGGACAUCGGGCGUUGCACAGAAGCAUUCCAGGAGCUCUACCCCAAUCGGCAGAGUCGUGUGGUGGUGCUGAGCGAUGUGGUUUAUGCCCAUGCAAUGGGUGAGCUGGAGCAACGGUUGUGCCCCGAGUACCCCAAUAUCAUUUUCUCCAGGGUGGUGUGCAAGGACUCUCCUGGCCCUGCACCGCCUGGGGAGGUGCGGCAGUUUGGUCGCCAGUUCCAUGUGGAGGCACUGGGUGGGCUGCAGGACUGUGCCAUGUUCUACGUGGGAGCCGAGGGCCUGGCCCUCACCAGCUUCAUGCUGACCUGGAACUGCUGCCCUUUCAGCUCCUUUGAUCCUGCCACCGGCUGUGAGACCCUCAAUGUCAACCGGGCCCUGAUGCGACGCUUCUACCUGGUGGAGCGGGCCCGGGAUGCCCAGGUGGUGGGCAUCCUGGUGGGCACUCUCGGCGUGGCAGGCUACCUGACCGUGCUGCAGCACCUCCGCAAGCUUCUGCGCCGGGCCGGCAAGCGCAGCUACACGCUGGCCGUGGGGAAGCCAAACCCUGCCAAGCUAGCCAACUUCCUGGAAGUGGACAUCUUCGUCCUGGUGGCCUGUGCUCAGAACUCACUCCUGGACUCCAGUGACUUCUACCGGCCCGUUGUGACCCCCUAUGAGCUGGAGCUGGCCUGUAACCCAGCCCGCGAAUGGACGGGGAAUUACCUCACUGACUUCCGAGACCUGCUGCCAGGUGCCUGUGCACAUGUUGAGCUCCCACCAGCCGUCCCUUCAGCGGAGGCCGUUCCUGACAUCUCGCUGAUCACGGGGGAGAUGCGUGCCACCCACCUCUGCGACUCCCCAGCCCCACAGCUGCCCCCCAGCACUGCCCUGGCCUGCAGGGACCAGACACGGACCCUCGCAGAGAUCAGCCCUGCUGCCUCCUUCCUGGAGUCCCGCAGCUGGCGGGGCUUGGAGCAGCAGCUGGGGCAGACGCCUGUCUCCAAGGCUGUGCAGGGCCGACGAGGGAUCGCCAUCUCCUAUGAGGACGAGGGGCACGAGCAACCCUGA
This is a messenger RNA of Eurypyga helias (sunbittern), 1082 nucleotides long. It is a transcript of the gene DPH2, whose product is annotated as DPH2 homolog (S. cerevisiae). The annotation marks the transcript as partial. The transcript is spliced from 4 exons. Gene Ontology annotation, molecular function: 2-(3-amino-3-carboxypropyl)histidine synthase activity. Lineage: Eukaryota; Metazoa; Chordata; Aves; Eurypygiformes; Eurypygidae. The record is from RefSeq and is a predicted model, not a curated record. Gene Ontology annotation, biological process: protein histidyl modification to diphthamide.